Molecule: messenger RNA, 2122 nt
Organism: Osmerus eperlanus (European smelt)
Lineage: Eukaryota; Metazoa; Chordata; Actinopteri; Osmeriformes; Osmeridae
Exons: 10
Coding region: 161-1246 (361 amino acids)
Cellular component (GO): nucleus
Molecular function (GO): metal ion binding; NAD+-protein mono-ADP-ribosyltransferase activity; NAD+ poly-ADP-ribosyltransferase activity
Source: RefSeq, a predicted model, not a curated record
GAGGGCGCCUCGUUUCUUCUUCUGUUAUGUCUCUACACGACAGUCUUUCUACCACCCCUAGUGGACGGGAAUGUCUAUCUGACAGGGUUAUUCACCAAACUGAACGUUGCAGACGAAGUGAUUACAAGAAAAUGAAACUAUAUAAUCCUAAUUUCUAACCAUGGCGUCAAGCGGGUUGUACGCUUCCAGCGUCAAGGAGGAGUACUCCAGCAGCAGUGAUGAUGAGGUCUCCUCCAUGAGCGACCCAGAGGUGGAGGCAGACAGGUCCCUGGUCCCUGCCCACCAGCAGACGGAGCCCUGCAGGUACUACAACAGCCGUGGCGGCUGCAGGAGAGGGGCUGAGUGUCUCUUCCUCCACCUGUGUAAGUACGCCGUGGGGGGGAUGUGCCGGAAGGGGACCCGCUGCUCCCUCGCUCACCCAGGGGCACCCAUACACCCCUCUGGAGAUCACCGUGGAGACAGGAGUGCACGGGGUCAGAGAUCUCAGUCAAGAGAGGGGAGGCUGAGUGAUGAGCGAGCGUACCAGUGGCAGCUGAACGUUGGGCAGGGCUGGGUGGACGUGGCCAAUGACCACAUCAUAGAGGCACAGUACAGCCUGCCCAACACCUCCGUCAUAUGCAUCUUUAACACCCCCUAUGGGAGGGUGAACAUCGACUUCAAGCGGAUGAGGGUUCUUGAGAAGGACAUCCGAGUGAGGCGUCUGGAUGGGAGGAAGACGACCUGGGUCUGGUUCUACAGCAGCAGCGGCCGUGGCUGGGUCUCUUAUGACAGGAAGGAUUCCACAGGAAAGCCAGGCCCUGUGAAGAGCUCUGAAAUUGAGCAGCAGUACCAGCAGAACCCAAAGGGUUCCCUCACAUUCCACAUCAACUCAGAUCAGUAUGAGAUAAAGUUCAAAGAGAAGCAGCAGGUGGGUAGAAGGAGCAGGAGGGUGAGGCGUCGCCCGGAGUACCAACAGAAACCGUCUCAAGGAUCUCCGUUAGGGGUGGCGGCCUUCCAUAAUGUGGGCGUGGCUCCUGCAGCCAGCCAAUCACCUGAGUGGAAGUUUGAAGGGAAGAGUGGAAAGUGGCACAAGUUCAAAAAAGAGGAGAGCUCUGUGUCCAGCGCUGAUAUUGAGGCUCAGUACCAGAUCAACUCCACAGGCUCCAUGAACUUCACUGCUAAUGGGAAACCCUUCAUGCUGGACUUCUCAGCCAUGAAGCAGAUAAAUCUCACCACCAAGCAGAAGAGAGCCGUCAGGAGGUUCUAGACCGGCACCCCGUCUCCUGUCCCCAGCCGACUGUAACAAAUGAAGUCACAGUCUGUCAAUUAUAUAUUGCUGCAAUUGCAUUUAGGUUCUGUUUGUGGGCAUCAAGUUUUAUAGCUUUGUAACCAUAGCCUACUGCUUACAAGUCCAGUUGAGAGGACAUUCUGGGCUUUCUAUGGAUUGCUCAAAUGUAAAUAACCCAAAUAAUAGUUAUGUAAUUCUAGUUGCAUAACUAUAACACAUAGGGCAAUAUGUUUUCCUAUGUUGUGUACAAUGUAAACUUAGUAAACUAUAAAAAUCCCCAGGUGUCAGGGGAAUAUAGAGAGAGGUUAGACAGGAGUCAGGUGGCUGAGCGGUGAGGGAAUCGGGCUAGUAAUCCGAAGGUUGCCAGUUCGAUUCCCGGCCGUGCAAACUGACGCUGUGUCCUUGGGCGAGGCACUUCACCCUAGUUGCUUCGGGGGGAAUGUCCCUGUACUUAAUGUAAGUCGCUCUGGAUAAGAGCGUCUGCUAAAUGACUAAAUGUAAAUGUAGACUUGAGGAAAUGUAGUUGUAACAGAAGAUGUUUACGUGGAAAAAACAAUCAGGUGUUGAAAAUGACUGUCAAAUGUUUACAGCUUGAACAUGAUCAGACUCAACACCAGUUUUUAUUGAACAUCAUAACUUAAGUGCUACUAGCCUAAAUGUUAUUGAACUGGCCUUAAUCGUGUACUACUUGAAACUGCCAUCUGUUGUGAUUUGUGAUGGGAUCUCCAAAGCCAAAAUAACUCCAGCCUUUAACGUGCCAUGAGCCUGCUAUUUAGGCAGAUAGCAAUUUUUUACAGUGGCAGUUUGAAAUCAUGUUUUAUUGUUAAUAAUAAAUAUUUGACUAAACAAAUGUGA